Messenger RNA from Vanderwaltozyma polyspora DSM 70294, 1551 nucleotides. It is a transcript of the gene ALD4, whose product is annotated as aldehyde dehydrogenase (NADP(+)) ALD4. Gene Ontology annotation, molecular function: aldehyde dehydrogenase (NAD+) activity. The transcript has a single exon. Bases 1 to 1551 code for a protein of 516 amino acids. The record is from RefSeq and is a predicted model, not a curated record. Lineage: Eukaryota; Fungi; Ascomycota; Saccharomycetes; Saccharomycetales; Saccharomycetaceae.
AUGCUGGCACACUCAAGAAUCGUAUCUAGAAAAUUAUACAAUUUAAACACAAUUAGAUGUUUCUCACAUCUACCACUAUCUGUUCCAAUCAAAUUGCCAAAUGGUUUGGAAUAUGAACAACCAACUGGUUUAUUCAUCAACAAUAAAUUUGUUCCUUCUAAACAACACAAAACUUUUGAAGUUAUUAACCCUUCAACUGAAGAAGAAAUUUGUCAUGUAUACGAAGGUAGAGAAGAUGAUGUAGAAACUGCUGUUCAAGCAGCUUCAAAUGCUUUUGAAAAUGGCUCUUGGGCCACUAUCGACCCAUUCAUUAGAGGUCAAUGUCUACACAAGUUGGCUGACUUGAUUGAAAAGGAUAAAGAAAUCGUUGCCUCUAUCGAAUCUUUGGACAAUGGUAAAUCUAUUCAAAAUGCCAGAGGUGAUGUUCAAUUAGUUAUUAACUAUUUGAAAUCAACUGCAGGUAUUGCUGACAAAAUCGAUGGUCAAUUGAUUAACUCUGGUUCAAACUAUUUCAACUACACAAAGAGAGAACCUUUAGGUGUCUGUGGUCAAAUUAUCCCUUGGAAUUUCCCAUUAUUGAUGUGGGCUUGGAAAAUUGCCCCUGCUUUGGUUACAGGUAACACUGUUGUCAUGAAAACUGCUGAAGCUACUCCAUUGUCGGCUCUAUAUGUCUCUCAAUUCAUUCCAAAGGCUGGUAUCCCACCUGGUGUAUUUAACAUUGUUUCUGGUUUCGGUAAGAUUGUCGGUGAAGCUAUCACUACUCAUCCAAAUAUUAAGAAAGUUGCCUUCACUGGUUCUACCAAGACUGGUAUUCACAUCUACCGUUCUGCUGCUACCACUUUGAAGAAGGUCACUUUGGAACUAGGUGGUAAAUCUCCAAAUAUUGUUUUCGGCGAUGCUAACUUAAAAAAUGCUGUGCAAAACAUUAUGACUGGUAUUUACUUCAACUCUGGUGAGGUUUGUUGUGCUGGUUCAAGAGUCUAUGUCCAAGAUACCGUUUAUGAUCAAUUGAUUGAGGAAAUUAGAGCUGCUGCUGAAAAUGUUAAGGUUGGUGAUCCAUUUAAUGAGAAUACUUUCCAAGGUGCUCAAACUUCUCAAAUGCAAUUAACUAAGAUUUUGGAAUACGUCGAUAUUGGUAAGAAGGAAGGUGCCACUUUAGUUACAGGUGGUGAAAGAAUUGGUAACAAAGGUUACUUUGUUAGACCAACUAUCUUUUCUGAUGUUAGGGAAGAUAUGAGAAUUGUCAAAGAAGAAAUUUUUGGUCCUGUUGUCACUAUCUCUAAGUUCAGUACUAUCGAUGAAGUUGUCAAGAUGGCUAAUGAUUCCGAAUAUGGUUUAGCUGCCGGUAUCCAUACCAGCAAUAUCAACACUGCCGUUAAGGUUGCUGACAGAUUGAAGGCUGGUACUGUCUGGAUCAACACCUACAACGAUUUCCACCCAUGUGUUCCUUUCGGUGGUUUCAAUGCUUCUGGUUUAGGUCGUGAAAUGUCUAUGGAAGCUUUGAACGGCUACUUACAAGUUAAGGGUGUUCGUGCUAAGUUAUAUGAUUAG